Molecule: messenger RNA, 858 nt
Organism: Saccharomycopsis crataegensis
Lineage: Eukaryota; Fungi; Ascomycota; Saccharomycetes; Ascoideales; Saccharomycopsidaceae
Gene: DSC2
Product: Dsc2p
Exons: 1
Coding region: 1-858 (285 amino acids)
Molecular function (GO): serine-type endopeptidase activity
Source: RefSeq, a predicted model, not a curated record
AUGCUUGUUGGUAUAAGCAAAGGAUUAAAACAUAUGCCGGUUACCAAGCUGUUUCUAAUUAUGAAUAUGCUUAUUCCGGUAAUAGCGUCACUACUAGACAUAAAGUAUGCAUUCUAUCUCAAAUUCGACCCAUUCAUCUACCAGUGGCAUCAAUAUUGGAGACUCUUGACCAACCAAAUAAGCUUCUCAAGUGAAUCACAAGUGUUUUUUAGUACAAUCAUCCUAUUCAACCUUCGAACUAUUGAGAGAUUGCAAUCACCAAAUAAGUUUGCGUCGUUUUUGAUAUCCAUAUUUCUCUAUAAUAUUGUACUUCAGCUAAUAACGAACACGUUUCUCAAAGUACUCCUUCCAGAUAAUUGGAAUUUCCUACAGAGCUUGAACUAUGCUUCUGGUCCUUUGCCAGUUAUCGGGGCAUUACUAUAUGAAUACAGCGCCUUCAUUCCAGUAGUCUAUAAAUUUGAGUUGACCGAUAUAAUACCCGGAGGAGGUAAUGGUGAAGAUAAUGAAGUGCCCCAAAAGACCAUUUUCAGCGAUAAGAUCUUCACUUAUAUUUUGUGUUUGCAAUUAUCAUUGAGUGAGGGUAUGGAUUCAUUUGUACCAAUGUUUAAUGGCUGGGUACUAGGAUUUCUUGUCAGUGGCCAAAUAAUUCCAGGGAAAAACUGGAGAUUACCGUAUUUCACCCAGGUCCGGAAGUAUUUGUACAAAAAUACUAGAAUAGUAAGACCUAACCUUGCUCCAACGAAUAAUUCACAAAAUGCAACUGGUCAACCUGAGAAUUCUAGACAAGCAACUCCAGAAAGUGAUACUGAACCAGUCAGACCUUUGGCUACUCAGUUCUUAGACUCUUUCAGAAGAUGA